AUGGACCGACAGUCGCUUCGAACGACCCUCAGAGCCAUGGAUGCCUCCAACGAAAACGGCUCGGCCAAAGGCGCGAAAAAAACGACAAUCGGGUCUUUUGUGAGGUGGACUUUUGGUUUCAACUCGGUCCCUCUCACCACCCUCGUGACCAUCACAACCGUGCUUCUGGGACUGCUGGUCUACGUGUCCACGUCGGUGAACCCACCGGACGUGACUGAGGCGCAGAAACCACUGCUCAACUACGCAUGGGCCCAAUUGGGCGAAAUUUCUCGAUACCCGCACCCUUACUUCUCCCACGACAACGACCGUGUCAGACAACACAUACUCAAGGAGGUCUACACCCUCGCAGGCCGUGAGCACUUUGAAGGAGCACAGAUAGAGGUCGACGACUCACAGACAGACAUCUUCAUCCAGAAAGAAGACGUGUUCGACAAGUCAGCGCCACCGGGAAAACUCACCUACUUUGAAGGUAACAAUGUCGUCGUCAGACUGUCCUCCAAGAACUCGGACAAGAGUCUGGGGGCAAUCCUGCUCUCUGCACACUUUGACUCUGUGCCUUCAUCCUUUGGUGUCACCGAUGACGGUGCUGGUAUCGCCACCAUGCUGGCUGUUCUCAAACACGCCCUGGCUCAGAACGAAGGACCCAAGCGAGAUAUAAUCUUCAACUUCAACAACAAUGAGGAGUUUGGUCUGCUAGGAGCUGAAGCAUUCAUGCACCACCCCUGGGCACAAAACGUAUCUGCCUUCAUCAACCUAGAAGGUACCGGUGCUGGAGGAAAGGCCAUUCUGUUCCGAGCCUCUGACUACGGCGUCGCCUCCCAUUACUCCGCGGCAGAAAUGCCAUUUGCCUCUUCUGUCUACCAGGAGGGCUUCUCUAAUGGCUUCAUCCACUCCCAGACCGACUAUAAGGUCUACACUGAAGGCGGUCUUCGAGGUCUUGACAUUGCCUUCUACAAGCCUCGAGCUCUUUACCACACUCGAAGGGACAACAUUGCCGAGACCACCAAGAACGCACUCAACCACAUGCUGGUCAACACCAUUGACGUGACCCAGUCGAUGACCGAAGCAGACUCGUUUGACCACGCCGACCAGCCAGCUGUCUUCUCUGAUAUCGGGGGCUAUUUGUUCAUCAUUCUGCCUCUGCAGUACAUCUUUGUUAUCUCCUGUUUGACUCUUGCUGUUGGUCCAAUCUUUGUCGGCUUCCUAUUCCUACUGGUGCUUCGAAAGCAGAUCAAUGCUGGGACUUCAGAAACCAUUCUCGGCGGCUGGCUCCGAUCUAUCGUCUCUGUGCUCGUGAGUGUGGUCGCAACCUACUUUGUAGUCGAGACUCUCCAUCUUGGUAACGAGCUUUAUGUUGUUCGGUCGUUCUAUACCCCUCUGUUUGCCGGCUUGGGCACCUUCAUUUUCGUCAACUACGUGCUCCUUGGCUUCUUCCACUUUGUGCGACCCGUGUGUGAUCAAAAGCUCAUCAUCCUGUUAGAGCUAUCAGUCGUUCUCUGGGUCCUUCUUCUCUUGUCUGUCAUCCAUGAGGCCACCCACAAGGCUACAGGUGAGUAUCAUUUCUUGAUCCUGUACAUUGUAGUGGCCACAGCGUCGAUUUUGGGAUUGUUUGGUCACCUGGUGACGUCUACGGAGACUUCUACUUUUGUCGAGGGUCCCGAAGACGAGGAAGACACUGUGGACGCAUCUGAGGCCACCGAAACUUCCCCCCUGCUCCCCGAGGCCAGCCCUGACAAUGCUGCUCCCAGCAUUCACGGUGCCGUUGACCCCGAGAACCAGCAAGAGGACAAGACUCUUCAGAAGAUUGCUGUUUCCAUGGGCUACGAUUGGAGUAUCCAGUUUCUGCUGGUUGUACCAAUCACUUUCUUCGUGACCUUUGGUCUGGCUGCUUCUCUGCUUGACGGUCUUCACCAGACCCCUCUGGAGUCUGAAAAGUCGGCUGAUUUCGUCUACACAACCAUUACAGCCAUGUCUGUCUUGGUUGGAAUUACCUUUUUGCCCUUUGUGCACAAACUGCAGGUGUUUGUGCCCAUUGUGGUUGUUGGGGUGGCUGUGACUGCAAGUUUUGUCCAUAUUCUGAGCCCACCCUUCAGCAGCAAUGCUCCUGCCAAGAUGCGGUUUGUGCAGAACAUCAACCUGGAUGAGGGUACGAGUUAUGCGAAUGUUCUGGGACGACAGGACGUUCUGCAGGAGGUUCUGGAGUACAUUCCUUCCACCGAUACCUUCAAGCCCAACUGUUCUUCCCGGGGAGAUGGUGUCGAGAUAUGCAACUACAUUGCCCCUCGACCCUGGCUGAUUGACGGUGAGAAGGUGUCAUCUGAUGGGGAUUUCGCUGGGCUUCCUACCAACCUUUUGGACGUCAAGGUGGUUCCUGUGAACGAGACUUCUUCUGGCCCGUUUGACCGAUUUGAUGGUCGAUUCAAAAUAUCGGCCCUCAACAACCGUGGCUGUGUUCUGCGGUUCAACACCACCCGGUUCAAGUCUGGCGAUGUUGAGACUGGUGUGUCUCCUGUGAAGAUGGUGACACUUCGUCACAACCGGGUGGGCAAAACGGGCAUCACUACCGGAUCAGGAAGUCGGUUCUCCAUGUUUGGAUGGACUAGAGAUCCCAAGACGGGUAAGGACGAGUUCCGGUCGUUUAUGCAUGGAGUUGACGACGUAACUCUGCAUAAGCUGGACUGGGAGGACCCCGAGUAUGACAUCCAGUUGAGCUGGAUUCCUCGGUGGUACGAAGUGGGCGAUCCUGAGGACGAGGGUAAUGAGGCACUCAAAAACCGGCUGGGCGUCACAGUCACAUGCAGCUGGGCCGAGUACCUGGAUCCCUCGUCUAUUGUGGACGAGCAGGGUCGACGACGCACCAUGGACAAGAUUCCAGCCUUUACGGAGCUGAACAAUUUUUCCCCGGCCUGGUCCAUUUGGAGCAACCAGGGCAGAGGUCUUGUUGAGGUCAGUAAGUACGUCGAGCUCUAA
Yarrowia lipolytica CLIB122 is the source of this 2970-nucleotide messenger RNA. RefSeq lists its product as uncharacterized. Gene Ontology annotation, molecular function: metalloexopeptidase activity. The record is from RefSeq and is a predicted model, not a curated record. Gene Ontology annotation, biological process: proteolysis. NCBI's taxonomy places the organism in Eukaryota, Fungi, Ascomycota, Dipodascomycetes, Dipodascales.